Messenger RNA from Gamsiella multidivaricata, 942 nucleotides. RefSeq lists its product as uncharacterized. Lineage: Eukaryota; Fungi; Mortierellomycota; Mortierellomycetes; Mortierellales; Mortierellaceae. The transcript is spliced from 3 exons. The record is from RefSeq and is a predicted model, not a curated record. The coding region runs from base 179 to 664 and encodes 161 amino acids.
UGCAGCUCUUUCUGUCCCACAUCGACAAUAACAACAAUCCAAACAUCCGUCCUAUCUUCGAAUUCACGCCUAUCUGUCUUGUCUAUGUGUCUGUGUGUGUCUAUCUCCAUGAAUAUGCAGCGGCGAUAGACUUUAUUAUAUUUUGAACAACGCCCAAAUCAUCUAGCUCUUCUCUUCAAUGGCGCAUCCCGUCCGAGGAAGUUCACGUACGAACGAGAGCAAUGCUCCUCACCCCCAGCUCGUGCUCACACCCCUGCCGCCUCGGGAAAACUACCAGCCAAAUGUCGUCUCAUACGACCCCUACGAGACCGAUUAUUCAGAAAGCCCUCAUCCGCUCAACCCGCACGCUGGCGGUGUUCCUCCCCAGGGCUGGGACCACCAAUCUCCUCAUCUCAACAGGAGUAACACCCUCUCGCCCACCACUGCUUCUGGAGACGAUAUCAGGAGCGACUCGGCUUAUGCCACCCCGUCCGCACCACAGCUCGAUCUGGAUCUGGGAGCGCUCUCGCUGGACGAUAACCCCAAUAACACUCAACAGGACGAUUCUUCCUCGGCCGCCGAUCUGAACUCACUGUCAUCCACCUACAGAGUCCUUCGACGCCGGAAUCGAACUGAACCAGCAAGGCGACGACCAAGCUUCUCCUUCAAGGACCGCCAGCGUUGACUCGGGCCACUCGGCCGUUCGCGCCUAUGCGGCUGCAAACCCGAACGCCCCAACCUACUCGGAGUCAUCAAGCCAUGGUGCCGGAGCCUAUGGUGCCCCUCAGCCCGGUUAUGGAGGCGGUCAGGAUUAUGGAUACGGUGGAGAAUACCAGCACCCCCACCAGCGACCGCCAUUCAGGGGCCCUCCUCAGCCCUAUGGUCAAUACCCACCACAUCAGCAAGGCUACCCGGGGGGACCUGGAUAUGGCAACGGAUACCAACAGGGAUACCAGGAUGUGC